This is a messenger RNA of Myxocyprinus asiaticus (Chinese sucker), 2411 nucleotides long. RefSeq names its product 5'-AMP-activated protein kinase subunit gamma-1-like. The record is from RefSeq and is a predicted model, not a curated record. The transcript is spliced from 11 exons. Lineage: Eukaryota; Metazoa; Chordata; Actinopteri; Cypriniformes; Catostomidae. Bases 848 to 1900 code for a protein of 350 amino acids.
UAGUAAUAAUUCUAACUUGCAUGUUAUAAAUGCUUAAUAAAUACACUAAUUCAUACUUACGUUAAUCAAAAACAUAAAAUGGCAUAAUUUCUCAUUUAUGUUUCAAUGCAGCAAAAUAUAUUAUUACAGUGAGUUUAAAAGGAGGGAUUAUGCCAUUUUGCUACAGUCCGCUGUGUGUUUAUAUGUCUUGACUUGUUUUGUCACUUUUCUUGGCACACUGAUGUCAAAUGCUACUCUGAGUGCUGUGCUAACUUACCUAGACCAAGUUAACUUGUUAGCCCUCUGCAAAAACACUUUUCAGAUUUUCAUACUCAUUCACAGCAGGUAUCGUAUAAUAAAUCCUGAUGACCAUUAAACCAUACUGAACUUUAUGUAAAUAAGUCUCUAAUGUUGGCACCUCCUUUAUAAAUUCUUCAUAUGUAUCCACUUUACAUUAAGGUACAUUUUCACAGGUUACUAAUGUUGAAUUAGUGUUUCAACAUUAGUAACCUAUGAAGCAUUUUUAAAAUGUAAGGUAAAAUGGCUCACUAUUUGGCCGGCAUUGCAUGAAAGUCACCCUUUUUAUGUAUGUUGUUAAAAUAGCUAAAUAAAAUAGAUUUUUAAUGUAUUUGUAAAUGACUUAUUAGUUAGUAAUGAAUCCCUUUAUAAAACCCAUUAAUGUUAAGUGUUAUUGUUUAUUUUAUAUAUAUAUAUAUAUAUUGGGUGCAGGAAGUUUGCCAUGCGGAGCAUAUAAUGAACAUCACAGGUAGGGCAAUAUGUUCAUAAAUCUGUUUAAUAAAAAGCAUUUUAUGAACCAUCCAGCAAUGUUUUCAUAGUAACCCAUCUCUGAACAUCACUUGUUAUUUUGAUGUUUAAAAAAAGAGCUUUGACCCUGAAUGUCAGUGUCUUUGGUGUUUUUCCUGUUCAGUUACAUCACAACAUGCAUACCUCCCAUCUCCCAGAUCCUGAUCCGGAUGCAGAAACUUAUAUGAACUUUAUGAAGAAGCACUGUUGUUACGAUGCGAUUCCCACCAGCUGCAAACUGGUCAUUUUUGACACCACACUGCAGGUGAAGAAGGCCUUUUUUGCUCUGGUAGCGAAUGGUCUGAGGGCCGCCCCUCUUUGGGACAAUAAACAACAGAGAUUUGUGGGUAUGCUGACAAUUACAGACUUCAUUAACAUUCUUCAUCGGUAUUAUAGGUCACCCAUGGUACAGAUCUAUGAAUUGGAGGAACACAAGAUUGAGACAUGGAGAGGUGAUUCAUUUCAAAACGUCUACCUGCAAUAUCACGAUCAAUGUCUCAUCAGUAUCACACCUAAUGCAAGCCUCUUUGAUGCUGUCUACUCCUUAUUAAAGCACAAAAUCCACAGGCUGCCGGUUAUUGACCCAGUGUCUGGAAAUGUCCUGCACAUACUGACCCAUAAGAGAAUCCUCAAGUUCCUUCAUUUAUUUGGAGGCAUGGUGCCCAAGCCACGGUUCUUGAAGAUGCAAAUUAAAGAUGCAGGAAUAGGGACUUUCACAGACAUAGCCACUGUACGACAGACAGCGACUCUAUACGAUGCACUUUCAGUGUUUGUUGAGCGACGGGUGUCUGCCCUCCCAGUGGUGGAUGAGGACGGAAAGGUGGUUGCCUUGUAUUCGAGAUUUGAUGUGAUUAAUCUUGCUGCACAGAAAACAUACAACAACCUUAGCAUGAGCAUGCAGGAGGCAGUGCAGAGAAGACAAUGUUUUGUGGAAGGAGUCAUUAAAUGUUACCCUGACGAGACCUUGGAAACUGUUAUUGACAGAAUUGUCAAAGCAGAGGUCCAUAGGUUGGUGCUUGUGGACAGAGGUGAUGUGGUUCGGGGAAUAAUCUCUCUUUCAGACCUGCUACAGGCUAUAGUUUUGUCUCCAGCAGGUAUUGAUGCACUGUUUUCCUAACCUGAGAAGAUACGUUUCCUCCUCUUCCCUCAUCAAACCAACACUAGUAUCCAGGUAUUGAAAUCAGACUAUACGACUGCAGACAAGAAUGAAGAAAGAACCAUCCUGCAGUGAAAAUAUAUUCUUAAAAGACUUUUUUUUUUUCUUUUACAGUAUGUUGUCCUUGUAACCUUUUCUGUUAACUCUGAAUUAUGUAGAAUUUAUAGAUGAAAAUGUCUAAAUUAACAUACAUUUCUCAUUAAAUUAAGAGAUAUGUAUUAUAAUAACAAUAUUUACAUAGAAAACGGCUGUUUUAUGUUUUCAUGUAACAAUGAGCACACAUGGGCUUUGGUUUUGAUCAAACUGAUCAUCUAGCUUGCCUUUGUGGGCUUUUAUAUCAAAUUUAUUGUCAGAUUAUAAUUAUUAUUUUUUUAUUAUUAUUAUCUGCUUAUUUUCCUGCUCAACAAAUAACGGAAUACCUAAUAAUUUAUAAUUAUACUAAGAAAGUUGUUAACCAGAAAGGACAUCUGUU